Molecule: messenger RNA, 1636 nt
Organism: Hordeum vulgare subsp. vulgare (domesticated barley)
Lineage: Eukaryota; Viridiplantae; Streptophyta; Magnoliopsida; Poales; Poaceae
Exons: 2
Coding region: 140-532 (130 amino acids)
Source: RefSeq, a predicted model, not a curated record
UUUAUAGAAACACCCCUCCCUAGCCGGCCUUGUCGGUGACGAAAAUCUCUGGGGAGGAAACACCCCUCCCUAGCCGGCCUUGUCGUUGACGAAGAUCUCCGGGGAGGACGGGUCGGACUCCUUGCCGGUGAGGCCGUCGAUGUCGGGGCGGGUGGCGCGCAGCCAGCCGAGGACGUGGUCGAAGCUGCGGUUCUCCAUGACCACCACCACCACCGUCUUGACGGGGGAGUGGAUCUCGCGCUUCUUGCGUCGCCGCUUCAGUCGUGGACCGUGGUGGCCCCCGCCAUCCAGGCAGUGCGCGGAGACCAUCAGGGCCAGCAGGAGGAGGGCGACGAGGAGGCGCCGCUCUCCGGUGGCGGCCAUGGCGCCGGAGCGGCUCACGACGGCGCCGGAGCAGGCGCAGUCCAUCACCCGCACCAUCUUCGACGUCGUCAAGGAGCACGGCCCCCUCACCAUCUCUGACGUUUGGGAUCACGUCAAGUAUAUAGCAAAGUUGUAUAAUUCAUGUGGACUGCAUAGAAAUCUUCCAUAGCCAUCAAUAUGCUGGUACGUGCCAUUUUGCCCACCAAAGACUUCAGAUGGAGGAUCACUCCAACAUCGAGUAUACCCACUCUACUCUGGGUAACAUUUUGAGCAACACUGAGACUGAGGAACGGCAAGAACAACACCAACAAGAUGGCCCUUGCCGCGGCGUCCAUCUCCUGAGCUGUUUUGACAGGGACAGGGUGUGUAGGGCCAAUGCAGUCUCUUAUAACAAUGGUUAUCAUUGUUCAUUGCACUAGGGAAGGAUCAAUAAUUGGCGCUAUUCUACCCAAGUCAAAUGGCAUUUCAGAUUGGUCAGCUCAGAGCUAUAAUGUGAACUGUCUGUUUGCACCAUCUUUUUCUUCCGGAAGAAUCUACCGUUCUAUAUGUAUGUAUAAAGUGGAUGACACCUGUACUUCGAGGCGAUGGCUCAGCAAGUUCGAGGAAGGUUCCUGUGGCAAACCCAUUUAGAAUGACGUUGGUAAAUUCCUUCAGACUUUGAUCCUUAAGGAAUGGGAUUGUGACAAGUCAAGGAGCUUGCCUUCCUCAGCUUAUACUCUUCCGUGCUUGUCUUGCAUGGUGGAAGGUCUGUUUACUAAAGUGCAAGUUGCAAUUUUCAUCAAACUGAAGUUGCACAUUCCAGAAUCGAUUGGAAGAUAAGGAACAUGCCCACCUCUAGGUGCUUCGGUAACUGUAUACUUAACCGAUUCUUCUUGGGAAAAUACAGGAACAAGUUAGUCAAUGGCUGUUGAGUAGUGGCAUAUUGCUGCGUGCUGAGUACGGAUUACAUUCAUAUUCAAAAAAUUCUAUGUUUAAGAUCUCGAGGGAUAAGAAAUUCACGCAGGCUGAAAAAUGGCACUACUGCCUGCUGGAAAAAUGGCAAUUAUUUUUGUAGGAGCACAAGUCUUAAGUAUGUCAGUGUGAUUUUUGCUGGUGGCUAAGGACUUUGGAAGAUUAUGCUAAAGAUUUGAGAAUCAGAUGUUGAUAGUUGAAGACUCGAGGUCUCUUAAGAUAAUUGGCCUUCUGAUUUAUAUAUAAAAAUUUAGUGGCAUAAACAACCUGUAAUAACAAGGACCCAUAACUAAUUUCCUACUAUAAUUUUCGUAUACUCGAA